CCUCCUAUAAAUACUGCGAGCUCCUCUACUCCCGACACUCGAGUCUCACGGCACAGAGAAGCUUAGCAGCAGAUUUCACCAAGGGGAAACUGCUGUAAUUUACCCAGUACACGGAUCUAAUGGGAUAACUCUUUGUAAAUGCUUUUUAAGAAUCGCCAUUCUAGAAAAUCAAACACUGGCUACUUGCAAGGCCCUGGCCUGGAGGCUUAUUUGAAAGGGUUUAACUUCACCGGUGAACCCCCUUGGCUCCUCUGCGCCUGACCAACGGCCAGAACAGAUUCUGUUGAUUUUGUAUUCCACAUCUUUGUAACAAACUCAAACAUUGACCAUGAACCCUACUGCUGCACUUGACCUUUCAUUCCUGGAGGAGGGCUUUUCUGCUCGAGACGUUAUUGAGCAGAACAUCAAUGAGUCAUCCUUAACAGAUGACAGGGAUGCCUUCUAUAUCUGUGACUUGGGGGACAUCUUGAAAAAACACCUGCGUUGGACAAGGGCCCUGCCUCGUGUCACUCCAUUUUAUGCUGUCAAAUGCAAUGAUAGCAGGAGUGUUGUCACAACCCUUGCAUCCUUAGGAACAGGUUUUGACUGCGCUAGCAAGACUGAGAUUCAGCUGGUACAGUCUCUGGGUGUGGAUCCAGGCAGAAUUAUCUAUGCCAACCCCUGCAAGCAAGUAUCUCAGAUCAAAUAUGCAUCUGCCCACGGGGUCCGGAUGAUGACGUUUGACAGUGAAGUCGAACUCAUGAAAGUGGCUCGCUAUCAUGACAAUGCCAAGCUUGUGCUGCGUAUUGCCACUGAUGACUCAAAGGCAGUGUGUCGCCUUAGUGUCAAAUUUGGUGCACCACUCAAAGCUUGCAGAGGUCUUCUCGAAAAGGCUAAAGAACUGGGCCUGGAUGUCAUUGGUGUUAGUUUUCAUGUUGGAAGUGGUUGCACUGAUCCACUGACAUAUAGUCAGGCUAUUAGUGAUGCCCGCUACGUCUUUGAUAUGGGGAAUGAGCUUGGCUUCACCAUGGACCUGUUGGAUAUCGGAGGCGGCUUUCCUGGUUCAGAUGAUGUGGAUCUCAAAUUUGAAGAGAUCACAGCAGUAAUUAACCCUGCACUAGACAAGUACUUCCCUGUUGACCAUAAACUGAAGAUCAUAGCUGAGCCUGGGCGCUUUUAUGUGGCAUCUGCUUACACAUUGGUUGUGAAUAUUAUUGCAAAGAAGGUCAUCCUGGAUGAUGACAAUGCGUCUGAUGAGGAGGAUGAAGGGACCACUGAUAGGACCAUUAUGUAUUAUGUCAAUGAUGGUGUUUAUGGAUCAUUCAACUGCAUUCUGUUUGACCAUGCUCACUGUCUGCCUUCACUACAUAAGAAGCCAAAGCCAGAUGAGCCCUUGUACCCUUGCAGCAUCUGGGGCCCCACCUGCGAUGGUCUGGACCGCAUUGUAGAGCAGUGCACUCUGCCUGACCUCCAGGUUGGAGACUGGUUGGUGUUUGAGAACAUGGGUGCCUACACAGUGGCUGCUUCUUCCACAUUCAAUGGCUUCCAAAGACCAGACAUUCAUUAUGUCAUUUCACGCCCAUCAUGGCAACAUGUCCAGAGGAUCUCAUCCCAAGGCCUUCCACCUCAAGAGUCUUGCCUGCAGGAAAUGCUAGUAUGCUGUGGCAGAGAAAGUGUUGUAGAAAUGCCCACCAAAUCCUGUCAGACUCAUGUGGUUUAAAGGUUACCAUUAACAUACUUCAUAUUAUGACCAGUUAACAAGGAGAGAGGCAUGCUGCACAUACUUUUGUUCAGCAUUGACAGCUGGGUACUGUUUCUUUUUAACUCCUUGUAUAUUACAGUUCUCUUUUCAUUUUAAAUGACACAUUUUGAUGCAAAGGCUUUAUUAACUUCCUUUUGUGACAACUGGGAUAACAGUGACAUUUUCCCCAGCUUGUCCAUGUUGCCUCAUAUACACCACCUUGAUAAAAUAUCCAUCAGCCUACUUGAUGCAUGUUUAUUCUCUAAGAAGCACAUGUUUAAUCUGUGCUUCUAUAUGUCUGAACCUUUCAGUCUUUUAUUCAUAGACUGAAACAACAGUGACUCAAAGCACAUGGUUACUCUUUUUAUUUAUAAUUUUGAUGUUUGAGUUUGAAUAUUAAAAUACAAGUGGAUACGAAAGAUACAGGAUUGCACAUUAAUUUUGCUUUCCUAUGGAAACUUGUUAGAAAACAAAGCAAAACACUUUUGUAUUUUUUUAUGAAAAUAAAACUGUAGAGGCAGAGCCAAUGUGUGUGUUAUUGUUAAUAUGGGUCAAUGUUUAGCUUCAGUUUAAAUGCAAUGUCUCC
Messenger RNA from Periophthalmus magnuspinnatus, 2306 nucleotides. It is a transcript of the gene odc1, whose product is annotated as ornithine decarboxylase 1. The record is from RefSeq and is a predicted model, not a curated record. Gene Ontology annotation, molecular function: ornithine decarboxylase activity. Gene Ontology annotation, cellular component: cytoplasm. NCBI's taxonomy places the organism in Eukaryota, Metazoa, Chordata, Actinopteri, Gobiiformes, Gobiidae. The transcript has 11 exons. Bases 329 to 1699 code for a protein of 456 amino acids.